AUGCUACUCAACUUUUCUCUCCAGAAAAUCAUCAUCCAGCUGUUGUCUGCCACAAAUGGUGGGCGAAUUAGCAAUAAAAAUAAGUUCACGCUGACAAUUCUUGCCAAUGACAAUCCGCAUGGUACAGUCGAGUUCUCAAAGAAUAGCUUCGUCGUGAUUGAAAAUGAAACGGAUGCCAGCCAGUAUGUUAAUUUGACAAGAAGUGGAGGGACCGUGGGUGACCUUGUCAUAACAUUCACGACCUUGGAGAUUGACAUAAUGACCUUGGUGGGGGAAACGGGCAAGACACCCAUCGAUUUCUUCUAUCUGCCGUAUGAGAAGUCAGUCAGGGGGAACGGAACUAAGGUGACUGCUGCGACUGCGGAACUAACUUUUCAGAAAUGUUCUGAGGCGUGUAUUGUCAGUCGAGCCUGUGAAGGUUUUGAGAUAGUUGUUUCAACAGCGGCCUGCUACUGGUACACUCACUUGAACCUGGAUGCAAUCCCCAACGGGAAAGGAUCAAAGUAUUACAAGAAGCAUGCUAGUUCGGGUCAGUUGUACCUAAAGCAAGCCCAGGCUGGGAUAGAUUAUGGUGAGGUGACAGGGGGUGAGGUCAUCAUGGCAGAUGGCAAUAAAACCGCACUACUCCCAAUCACCAUCAAAGCAGACACCAUUCCAGAACUUGAUGAGAAAUUCAAAAUCACCUUAGACAAGAUCAAAUUAAAAAAUGCAAGUGGCAACUCGAAGAAUAUCCCCUACUUGGGAAAUUUGAGGACUGCUACGGUGACAAUUGCUACCAAUGAUGAUGCACAUGGGUCGUACCGGAUUUAUAGUAACAACCCGAGAGCAAGCAAGGAAGGCAGUGUCCUGACUGUUGAGGAACGGUCAAAGUUAGCCGUGGAAAUUCUGGUGGAGCGACAAGGAGGUUCUCUUGGAGACACCAGUGUAACCUGGUCCGUGAACACCUCAACCAGUACAGCAGUCGAUGGUCAAGACUUCAGUGCCAGUGGGGCUACUUUGAACUUUAAGGAAGGGGAGACCAGGAAGUCAAUCACUAUUGCAAUCUUGGACGACAAACUCCCAGAGAAUGAUGAGACCAUCAUCCUGUCCCUAGCCAAUCCUACAGGUGGUGCCACCCUAAGCAAACAGAAGACUAUGUACAUCAUCAUCAUGGCAAAUGACAAUGUCGGUGGCAUAGUGGGAUUUGAGAAAAGCUCUGUCUUGGCUAAAGAGGGUGACUCUUUCAGUAUGGCCGUCAAGAGGACUUCGCCGGCCAUCGGAAAUGUCACAGUUGAGUGGGCUAUACAGGGUGUUAAAGAAAACAACCCUCAAAAAGGAUUUCAACAGCAUGAAGGGACAUUAUCCUUUCCACAGAGUGUGACAACACAGAUGGUAUCAUUACAAGUCAACAAAGACACUGACCCAGAGGUGAAUGAAGAAUAUCGGAUUGUACUUCACAAUAUCACCACAGAUGGCGUAUCAAGUACCGGGGCCGCAUCACUUGAUCCUCAGAGCUAUGCCGCUAGCAUCACAAUAGAGGGCAGCAACGAUCCACAUGGUAUAAUAAGCUUUGCUGCUAGUUCGCUGAUGAUGAGUGCGAAAGAGGAAGCUGCUACCAUUAACCUGGUGGUGAACAGAAAGUUUGGAGCUAUCGGUAAUAUACGUGUCACAUAUGACAUCAUGAAAGGUAACAUCAGCAAUCUCAACAAGAACAUCCAAUUGGCAACACCCGAUGUUGAUUUCGUCGGCAAAAGUGGGAGCAUAUCUUUGAAGAAUGGUGUCAGCUCUGGCAGUAUACCUGUCAGUAUCCUAGAUGAUGCUACUCCAGAAGUUGAUGAAGUCUUCAUUGUCAAGCUAACCGGGACAGAGCUCUUGGACUCGCCUUCAGGCUUUCAGCCUAGAUUGGCUACUACCGAUAUCAUAGCACAAGUGAAGAUCGAGGCCAAUGAUGGGACGAUGGGUGUGGUCCAUUUCAGCAAUGACACAGCCAAGAUGACUGUAACGGAAUUCACCCAAAACAUCACCCUCAAGGUCAUAAGAGACCAAGGUGCCUUUGGAGAUGUGAGCGUCUUCUUCUACACCAAAGAUCUCGGGGCGACCCCUGACAAAGAUUACGUUGUCUCUGACCAAGACAUCAAAUUUGCUGAUGGUGAACGCAGUAAGACAAUUGAAAUAGCUAUCAUUGAUGAUAGUGACCCAGAACCUGCGGAACAGUUUGAGGUCAUACUAGCCAGUCCUAAGGGUGGCUUGGAGCUUGGCCAACCAAUAAAAGCUAUCAUCACUAUUCGUCCCAGUGACGAUGCUGGUGGACAUGUCAGGUUUGAGUCGGAUGCAGUCGUCUAUCUCGAUGAACCAAGUAACUAUUCCACAGCAAAUAGCAAGGCAGAGCUUCAAGUCGUUCGUGGCCCGGGUGUGUUUGGAUUGGUCAAUGUCCCAUUUACAGUCACGGCCGCUAACGGGAUCAAAAAUAUUACCGACAUCACACCAACACAGGGAUUCAUCUCCAUUGAUAACAGACAGUCCCGCGCUACAUUAGUUGUGAGUGCAAUCAUGGAUGUCCUAUCAGAACUUGAUGAGACAUUCUACUUCGACCUGAAGGCACCUACAGGUGGCGCCAUCUUGGGAAACAUCACAAGGAAGACGGUUAUAAUCAAGAAGAAUGACUCGCCAUUUGGUUUGCUGCAGAUUUAUCCAGCAGGAACCAAGUUGACUUCACUGAACAUUGAGGAGAAUGUCACGCAGGUUGAAUUUGACCUUGUGAGGACCCGGGGUGCAAGGGACAGAGUUCAGGUUGACUUAAUCACCGAGUAUUCUAGCCCCAAAGGUGCGAUUGGAACACCUGGAUCAAAUAUUGUUCUCUCAAAGUACCAGACGUUCCCGUCGAAGAAGGCCGCCAGCUGGCAUACGAUGAACGUGAGCGGUGUGGUGUACGGCGUGUUGUUGAAUGGUUACAUGACUGGAAGCCUGUCGUCUGCUGUUGGUAGCAAUGGAUCCGUCUCGACGAAUGGAACCAGUAAUAACUAUACGAUGAUCUAUAGGUGGCAAGGUGUUUAUAUGCCAGUUCAGACAUUGGAGACAGAUGGCGCUACGUCUGCAGUUUCUUUUACAAGAGAUAAUAAAUCGUAUCUGCUUAUCAUCAACGAAGGAAGCCUUGGACGAUAUGAGACAAACUCGAGGCUGUAUGAAAUCGGCAAGCAGGGGAAUGCAACAGUGCUCCAAGAUAUUCCAACCAAACGAGGACAGAAAGCUGUGACGUUCGUCCAAGGGAGCUCACUCUAUGCAGUGGUGCUGAACUACCAGAACAACCAAGGACAGACCACUGUUCACUCGGGGAGAUACGUAUGGGAGGACACGGCAAAACGCUUCAGUAGUGUGCCCAAAGAUUUUAUUCCCACUAGAGGGGCAAGAGAUUUGACCACGUUCAAUAUCGAUGGGCUUCAGUAUUUGGUUGUGGCCAAUGAGUACGAUUCGUCUACCAAGUCGUAUGAGAUAGACUCUAUCGUUUAUCGCCUUGAACCCAACACAGACAGGUUUGCCAUUCACCAAAGGAUCAACACAAAAGGUGCCGUAGGAAUAUCUCACUUCAUUAUCGGCACAGAGGUCUACCUAGUCAUCGCUAACAGCCGAGGGAAUGCUAGCGCCAAACUCGAGAAGAAUAUCAUAACAUAUAAGUGGGAUAGGACAACCAAGUCAUUCACAUCACAUCAGGAGAUGACACAACUUUAUGCGAACAGGAUCAAUAUCUUCCAGUUCAAUGGUGAAAGUGAGUGUUUGUGCUUUCUCUUGUAA
Messenger RNA from Lineus longissimus, 3768 nucleotides. Its product is annotated as adhesion G-protein coupled receptor V1-like. Gene Ontology annotation, biological process: cell communication; negative regulation of adenylate cyclase activity; cellular response to calcium ion. NCBI's taxonomy places the organism in Eukaryota, Metazoa, Nemertea, Pilidiophora, Heteronemertea, Lineidae. The transcript is spliced from 16 exons. The record is from RefSeq and is a predicted model, not a curated record. The coding region runs from base 1 to 3768 and encodes 1255 amino acids. Gene Ontology annotation, molecular function: G-protein alpha-subunit binding; adenylate cyclase inhibitor activity; G protein-coupled receptor activity. Gene Ontology annotation, cellular component: membrane; cytoplasm.